Molecule: messenger RNA, 2023 nt
Organism: Marasmius oreades (fairy-ring Marasmius)
Lineage: Eukaryota; Fungi; Basidiomycota; Agaricomycetes; Agaricales; Marasmiaceae
Exons: 8
Coding region: 1103-2023 (306 amino acids)
Source: RefSeq, a predicted model, not a curated record
UCCCACGUGUUUUCCGAGUCACUCUCUUUCUCACCUAACGCAUGCUGCACGACACCUACUUUCUUUGCACCUCGGAAUCGACGGCUCGUAAUUAAGGGAAAUUAUGUCGAUGCUGCUUCUGUUCUCUUGUGCAUAGGAACCACGCCCUGAGGUUGUAGGGAGAAGUCCCAGGAAUCUCCUUUGAAUGAAAUCUCGUCUAUCAAAUCUCAUCUGGACAUGAACGGACAUCGGUUUAAGACAAGGUGAUACUAUCAAGAGCAGAGUCUUACUGUGGACGACGUGGACGAGAAGGGGUUCUUGCAUGAUCAGAUUCGUCUCCUCGCCGGUUUACUAUCGCUCUGGGCGUGUGCUCGCCCAAAACGGAUUGCUGUCAACUGCUGUUCAUCGGCGUACAUACGACAACAGCAUUAGAAGGAUGCAUUCUCACUCUCCUUUCUCCUUGGACCGAUGCCUCGACGACGUAUGAGACGGAAUUAACGUAGCGAACUUCAAAGGUUAAACGUUAAAGCUUCGAUCUGGCACUCACGUCGAUCGAAUAAUAUCCACCACCUCUUUUACCGGACCGCGACUUGUGCGCUCCUCCCUACUUAUCUCCUAUUCCAAUCUUACCGUUGUCCCCCUUCUCGAUCAUCAGAAACCCGUAAAAUCAUUGACCAAGUUAUUCCUCGAUCACGGUGCAGCUCUCGUUGGAACCGCCUGCAGCGGAGACCUACGAUUGUCCAUUCAGGUGCUUAUAAAAGAUGAUACGAAUGGAAGCCAGCUCGGGAACGGUAUCUAUCGAACCAUACCUAUGCGUCCUACACGGAUAACGCGGACAUUUUUGCAAUCCUUCCUUCAUGUUCUGUUUUGACAAUGUAAAUUAAAGGUGGUUAUAACUGACAUUCACACUCCGAAGCUUCACGGCGUCCAGUGGUUAUUUGCCAAAUCUCAGGCGCUGAGGAGAAUAACACACAACCUACGAUCAUCAAUAGAACAUUGAGCACAGUACAUCAAACCUUAUACACAGAUUCGGACAGGCCUCACGUCCCACGAACAGCAUUUCAACAGCCCUUAUCUUGCCCCAUCACCACUCGCCCAGUACUGCUGCGUCCAUUCCUUCAAUAUGUUCAACAACUCGUCUCAUUUGAAUUUCGGAAACGCAAACUUCAGCAUCGUGCACGGAAAUCAAAACAUUAUCCAUUGUCUGCAGCACGAACAUCAAGUUGCCGGUCCGGGGGAGGAGGAAUGGAAAGUGAAGUUGUAUCGGGAGUAUGACCGAUUUCCUGCAGGGAGAAUCAAGAUCCUCAAAACUGUCACCGAAAAUGGAGUCCGUCGAAAAGAAUAUGAAGACAAUUCUGUAAAUCUCAGUUCGAAGGAAAGGUGGGACACGUCAAGAGCGGGACGGACCUCUCAUCUGGCUUGUCUUGUACAAGAGGGGAAAGAGUCUUCGCCGUUCUUGAGUAUCACAUACACUGGACCCGAUGCGCAAAAGGUAUUCAAGCGGGAUUGCCUCUCAUAUUCACGAAACCGAUAUGAAAAUGUCGUACAGCUACAAGGUUUCAAUGACUCGGAUAUUCCGAUGGUCCUAUUUCACGAAGAACUCAUCCCGGUACAUCACGUUAUCCAACGGCAUCAUAAAUUCUCAGUAGCUCUGCGAUGUUAUGUCUCUUUGCAAGCCAGCAUUGCAAGGCAAAACAUGCCUGAAUGGUGUCAGACAGAGUGGGAGUCAUAUAACUGCGACAAUGUGUGGAUUCAACCAAGAAAUGGAAGAAUAUCUUUUGGCCCACAGGGACCUUGGCCCGAUUACUUUUAUGUCGAGGCUUAUCCCAAGUGGCAGCUCGAAAGUUGCUCGGACAUUCCGGUCCUUCACCCUGCGACGUACAACGCCGAUUGUAUCACCGAGUACCUGGUCAAGUCUUACUCGGAUCACCUUAUCUUGGACAUUCUCGGGCUUACAGGCACACCGAAUUACAUGUAUGUAUCCAAAAACAGAACGAUAUCCGCGUCCAUCAGGAAAAUGGGGUCUGGUGCUGAGCUGCGUUGA